Mizuhopecten yessoensis (Yesso scallop) is the source of this 1590-nucleotide messenger RNA. RefSeq lists its product as uncharacterized. The transcript is spliced from 6 exons. The coding region runs from base 1 to 1590 and encodes 529 amino acids. NCBI's taxonomy places the organism in Eukaryota, Metazoa, Mollusca, Bivalvia, Pectinida, Pectinidae. The record is from RefSeq and is a predicted model, not a curated record.
AUGGACAUCUUUGUCUUCGAGUGGCUCAAGACAUUACAGAUUCUGACUUAUGUUGCUCUCUCCGAGAGCUUGACAAGCCGAAACCUCUAUAAUGUAGCGUUGAACAGGGCAACAGCUCAGUCAACAACAUUUUCGAACAAUGGAUAUGAAGGGUCAUCCUCGCACGCGGUAGAUGGCGUUCUUGACCCUGUUUGGGGACACAGAUCAUGCGCAUCUACAAAGUACUUGCCCGACGAAAGUUGGUGGCAGGUGGAUUUAGGCAGGAGCUACAACGUAUCUAAUGUAACAAUCCAGAAUAGGCUGGAGCAUCCUGACUUCCUAUUCAAUUUCAAAAUAGAAAUUGCUGAAGAUUUCCUACAAGCAACCACUGAAAUUAUUAGAACACAGCUUUGCAACACUCACCGUUUAGGUGGUAUAGGAGCGGGGGAACUGAAGACCUUUCAAUGUCCUGACAACACAUUGGGACGCUAUGUGAGGAUUACAAGGAAUGCACAACAACAAAAUCGUCCACUAACACUGUGUGAAGUUAUAGUAGAAGUGAGGGCUGAUCAGUGCACAAACCUCGACCUAGCUGUCAAUAAGACGGCUACCCAAUCGUCCACUCACAUCACUGAUACUACCUACGGACACGCUUGGCGAUCUGUGGACGGAAACCUUGCACCAAACAUGUAUGAAAAUCAUUCCUGCUCGCAUGUAAAUGGCACCGGAUAUCAAUGGUGGCAGGUAGACCUGGGAAAACUCUAUCAUAUCAAGCAAGUGUCCAUCCAAAACCGAGAACUAAUAGGCUCGAGAAUGAAUAAUUUUACAGUAGAGGUAUCCAACACAUACCAAACUGACAGGUACAACCCGGAUGUUAGACUGUGUUACAACUACACCGGGCCACCUAUCCCCGGUAGCACGCUUAAAAGCCUGACAUGUCCAAAUAAUUUGAUUGGACGCUACGUUAGGGUUUCUAAGAUCGUCCACGCAAUGUCGGAGGAUCCUCUACAUUUCUGUGAAGUUAUUGUGGAAGGCGGAGAUCCAUCUUGUAUUGGUUUUACAACUGCUGAAGCCGUAUCUGCUGCAACCGACCUCGAGCCAGCAACAACCCAAGUCAAGAUAACAACACAGUCGGAGGUUCAAAGCACAGAAGUCCAGUCUACAACUACGGAAGCAGAAUUUACUAAAACUGAAGUCGAGCCGACCACAACCGGACUAAAGGUAACCACACAGUCUGAGACGCAGACCAGUGGUGUUCAGCAUGCCACAACAGAUCUCCAAACAUUAGAAACAACAGCACACAUCCUUGAAACAAGCAGUCAAGUGUCAACCUUGCCUACCGAACUAUGUCCCUGCAGAUGCAAGAAUAGUCUAGCAUUACAAAAGUAUUACAACCAGACAGUUGAGGUCCUGGUAGAGAAACUCAGAGAAAAGCUGAUGGUUGACAAGAAACAGACAAGCUCUUAUACUCGGACGCUUGUGAGUGUUGAUGACGGUAAGACCUCAUCCAGUAGCAUUGGAUACGCAGCGGCCAUCCUUCUGGUGGGCAUGGGACUGACCAUCGUCGUACCUGACGUGAUCACUCUGGUGAUCUAUCUAAAAAACAAAUGA